This is a messenger RNA of Homalodisca vitripennis (glassy-winged sharpshooter), 1016 nucleotides long. RefSeq names its product metallophosphoesterase 1-like. Gene Ontology annotation, biological process: GPI anchor biosynthetic process. The transcript is spliced from 6 exons. Gene Ontology annotation, molecular function: hydrolase activity. Lineage: Eukaryota; Metazoa; Arthropoda; Insecta; Hemiptera; Cicadellidae. The record is from RefSeq and is a predicted model, not a curated record. The coding region runs from base 306 to 1016 and encodes 236 amino acids.
UUAUGCUCGGUCAAUUUGGUGAUAAUCCAUCAGUCAUAGUCAUCAUAGUUGCAUUCUUUCUUUUUGUGUUCGAUUCGGUGGAUUUCGACAUAAAGAUAUCUUCUAAUAUGUUGUUUACGUUUUAGGUUAUGUUGGAUUUUGAUAAUAGAGUUGAUUAGUACGUAGGAUUAGGCUUAUCAGUUAUCGUUUGCUUUUAUCUAGUGAACGUAGUUAAGAUAAAUGCCUAUCAUAAAUAAUUAUGAUAAUGGCAAAAUAGACUUUCAAUAACCCAUACGCUAGCUGUUAGUCAAUAAUGAAUUUCAAGAAUGGUUACAAAACCUAAGUUUGUUUUUAAACUUUUGCUACCAGUGUUCCUUUUAUUUUUCUUCUGUGAAUAUCUAAUAUACUAUGUAGUUUUAAUCCAGUGCCACUGGCCUUCCUUGGACACUAUCAAUGAGGAACCGAACAUUGCUGUGGGUGAUGGAGGUGAAGUCAAGGUCAUGCUGCUCGCAGAUACUCAUUUGCUCGGUUCCCGGAGAGGCCACUGGUUUGACAAGCUGAGGAGGGAGUGGCAAAUGCACAGGGCGUUCCAAACUGCUAUCACACUUCAUAGGCCUGACAUCGUUUUUGUGCUUGGUGAUGUGUUCGAUGAAGGAUUAUCUUGCAGCGAUGCAGAGUUCAACGCUUACGUUCAACGAUUCCACAGCCUUUUCAGGGUUCCAACUGGGACACAGAUAUUUGUAGUCGUAGGCAAUCAUGACAUAGGAUUCCAUUAUGGUAUCAGCCCUUACCUCCAAGAAAGGUUCACUCAGGCCUUCAAUGCACCCUCAGUUCGACUCUUGAGCAUCGCAGGAAACCAUUUUGUCCUCAUCAACAGCAUGGCCAUGGAGGGGGACGGAUGCUUUCUGUGCCGUCCAGCGGAAUUACAAGUUAAUAAAAUUGCAUGUGAGAGAGACACCGCCGUCUUGGCACCAUCUCAAGUGACGCCGCGACGCCCUGCGGCUGUCUCAGCCCAGCUGAUGGACGCCUCGUGCUAG